AUGGACCAGUCUCGCCCGCUGUCCGUGUCCAUUCCAACAACAGUGGGCGCAUAUGGUCCGCCAUACCCGCGGCGACCGAAUUUGAGGGAGAUUCUCGCAAACACAUCACCUCCACCGUGGACACUGGCCGCGUUCAUGGCAUAUCUAUCGAGCAAUCACUGUUUAGAGACGCUGGAAUUCACAAUGGAUGCUGGGAGAUACAAGAAGCACUACGCAAAGAUGAUGUCGCGAGCCACAGACGGCGGAGACCCACCUGCGAAAGACCGAGAAUACGUCGCUGCGCUGUGGCAGCGUCUGGUGGAAGCAUACAUCCAACCAAAUGGUUCUCGUGAGGUGAACCUCCCAUCCCAAGUCCGCGAUCCCAUCGUCAGCCUCAAAGCGACAUCACAUCCUCCUCCACCCGAAGCGCUCGACCCAGCCGUGGCCAAAAUCUACGAGCUGAUGGAAGAGUCCGUGCUAGUACCCUUUCUCAACUCCGUCUACCUCCAAACCGCUCAUCCCGUACCGUCGUCAUGGCCAUAUGCGGGAAAUGCUUCGGACGAAUCACUCAACAACAGUGCCAAUCGCGACGAACACUCUCAAUAUGCCCGCCGCGCACGACCUUCACCUCCUCUCAAUACCGCCGUACCACCUCAUGGAUAUUCAUAUUCACCCGCCUCAUCCGCGACAUCAACAUCCUCAUCCAUGGCCUCUGCAUCACAUUACUUCCGCAAAUCCACCACUCCCAUUGGUAGCGCGCCCAUGAUGACGGAUGAUAGUGGGAACAGCACUGGCUCACCGACACACGACUCCCCAAUGACACCGCCGAUGAAACGAGACCUCAACACUCAAAAUCUAUGA
Messenger RNA from Zymoseptoria tritici IPO323, 840 nucleotides. RefSeq lists its product as uncharacterized. The transcript has 3 exons. Bases 1 to 840 code for a protein of 279 amino acids. NCBI's taxonomy places the organism in Eukaryota, Fungi, Ascomycota, Dothideomycetes, Mycosphaerellales, Mycosphaerellaceae. The record is from RefSeq and is a predicted model, not a curated record.